Molecule: messenger RNA, 1340 nt
Organism: Cryptomeria japonica (Japanese cedar)
Lineage: Eukaryota; Viridiplantae; Streptophyta; Pinopsida; Cupressales; Cupressaceae
Exons: 4
Coding region: 195-809 (204 amino acids)
Molecular function (GO): protein-disulfide reductase activity
Source: RefSeq, a predicted model, not a curated record
AUGUGUCUUUCCGUCGUUAGCAAACCAGUAAGCAAAACAGGGCUUACUGAAAUUCUAUGCGGGAUGCUAGUAAGUCUGAACAAGCUCAAAGGAGAGUGCUUUGUACUGAAAUUAUAGGAAUGAAUUGGUUGAAACGAACAUAUGGGUAAAAGUUCCACAUCUAAUACAGAACAUUAUUCGUUCCAAAAAACAAAAUGCAGUUGGUGAGGAUGAAGGGGGCUUUAAAGCAAGUGCUAAUCAAUGGAGGGAGAUUCUAUAUGAAUAACCAACAAAGUUACACUGGUAUUUUAAGUACCUGGUCAACAAGUCAAGGAUAUUCUGUAUACGAAGUUAAAUUUGAGACGCCCACUACAGCAUCGGCUCCCUUUGUGUUGCAACCUCGCGUGGUGGUUUAUGAUGGAGUCUGCCAUCUUUGCAACAGAGGGGUGCAGUGGGUUAUUAAAGCAGACAAGAACAAGAAGAUUAGGUUCUGUGCUGUUCAAUCCAAGGCUGCAGAGCCAUACUUGAUAGCUUGCGGACUGGACCAGAAAGAUGUUUUGCGGCGCUUUUUGUUUGUAGAGGGACCUGGUUUAUGCCAUCAAGCAUCAACAGCGGCAUUAAAAAUCUUGUCAUAUUUGCCAGUACCAUAUUCCAUUCUCAGCUCUUUCCUUAUUAUUCCAACUCCAUUAAGGGAUGCUGUCUAUGACUAUGUUGCAAAGCACCGUUAUGAUUGGUUUGGUAAAUCAGUGGAGUGCAUCGUACCAGACAAUGAAGUGUUUGACCGAUUCAUAGAUAGAGAUGAGAUGUUGGAGAGGCAAAAAAAAAUAUAAGCACUGGAACAGAGAAGUACUUUUCAUAAUCAAAUAUGUGUUAAAGAUUUCUUAUAUCUGCUUGGAUUUUGCCAAAUGAGGAUCAGGGUUUCCUAAUUUUAUUUUGGGUUACACCUGAGAGCUCUCAGAAUUGCACCUUUUUCAUUUUCUCACUUGAAUUCAAUUUCAUUGAUAGUGAACAUUUCUUCUCUAUCACACCAUAACUUGAAAGUGAAGAUAUCAAGAGGUUCCCUAUAGAGACCCAUCAUUGAUAAUUUGUUUUAAGCCAUUGAUAGGAAUAUUGCUUUGAAAUUUACCCUCAAGAGUUGGUUCAAUUGCUAUGUUUUAUACAUUGACUCAGAUGAUUCUCCUGGCUUUGUAUAUAAUUUACGACACAGGAUUCUUAACUGGUUUGACAUUGUUGAUAUUUUGUAGAGUGGAAAGUGCCGCUUACGGUCAAGGAAAAUGUACAUGAAAACACACUUACUUUGCUCAAAAAAGUAUAAGGGAACAGUAAAGAGGGCAAUGGUUUAUGGAUGUCUCUAUGUUUUU